GAUACAUUGGAAUGUUAUUUUCAGAAUCAAGAAAUGGAAAACAUGCGAGAACUCGAAGCCCAAGCCGAUGAAGCAGAACGGUUGCAUCAGAGAAAUUUGGAAUCAGAAGAGAUGAGAAUGCGUCAGUUAGAAGCAAAGCGAGAAUAUCUGAGCAGUUUGCAACGUCAACUGGAUGAGAUACGCCAGCGCGAGGACGAGGCAAAAGAGCUUGAAAAAGAGGAAAUGAAAUUAGCAUAUGAACUUAACAAAUUAGAGUGUUUGGAUAGAGAGCGAAAAUCCAUUGAAGAGAAAUGCAAACGUGAACUUCAUGGAAAGGCGCUGCUAAGACAACAUCAAGCCGCGCUUCGCAGGCGUUCUGCCGAGGUUCAGGCUGAGCUAGAAGCCGAUUUGAAAUGGUUGUCUCAACUGAGCGAACAAAACCAAAUAGAGGACCAAAAACGCAUCAGCAAACGCGAACAGGAACGUGAUAGUCUGGCCACGAUGCGUGAACGUAUUCAAUCGGAAUUGGAUUUGGAGAGAAAACAAGAAAUAGAACUAGACGCUUUACAAUCUCAUGAGGCAGCCAGGUUAUGGUCUAAACGGGAAGAAGAGUGGCGCAAGGAAUCCGAGGCUCGACAGAAACUUUUGCAGGAGGUAUUGGAGGACCGACGAAAUCAACUCUGCCAACGAAUAGAGUACAACCGAAGACGCCAACAAGAAGAGCUAGAAACUCGCGAAUCGUUGCUCGAAGCGUUAGAAAAAGCGCAUCAAAACGGGAUGGAGGAAAGUCAAAACGGGUUUUCCGCGAUAGAAACUCAGCGAAGAGAAUUGGAAUCACAAAUAGCUGAAAACCGGGAAAUGCGAUUAGAAGCCCGUCGAAAUGCUGAGGCCGAGGCAAAAGUCUCACGUGAAGCUGAGAGGGCAUAUGAAGAAAUGCUCCGGCAGGAGGCUGAAAAAAUGAAAAUAUCAGAUAGCAAUCGUAAAACUGCGAUCUCUACCAUCCCGACUCGUUCUGGUGAUACUAGUGCAACUGUGAUUCAGUCGAGACCGGGUGGAAAUAUAUGGUAA
Echinostoma caproni is the source of this 1047-nucleotide messenger RNA. The record is from the annotation of a GenBank genome assembly. NCBI's taxonomy places the organism in Eukaryota, Metazoa, Platyhelminthes, Trematoda, Plagiorchiida, Echinostomatidae.